Bipolaris zeicola 26-R-13 is the source of this 1065-nucleotide messenger RNA. RefSeq lists its product as uncharacterized. Gene Ontology annotation, molecular function: nucleotidase activity. Bases 1 to 1065 code for a protein of 354 amino acids. NCBI's taxonomy places the organism in Eukaryota, Fungi, Ascomycota, Dothideomycetes, Pleosporales, Pleosporaceae. The record is from RefSeq and is a predicted model, not a curated record. The transcript is spliced from 2 exons.
AUGCGAUUCCAAUUGAGUACGGCGGUGACGGCGGCGCUGGGUCUUGCGGCGUCGGCGGAUGCGCUGAAGAUUCUCAUGGGAAACGAUGAUGGAUUCGGGAGCGGCAAUCUGAGAGAGUUGUACAAGAUGCUGGUUGAUGCGGGUCAUGAAGUGCUCAUCGUUGCACCCGCUCAACAACAGUCCGGAAAAGGCACGACGGUCGUCUGGGCAGAAACCGCCAAUCUUACCAUGCCCUCACAGUACAACAUUAUCCCAGCAGGCGCCCCAUCAGUCGGUCGUGAUCCCAAAGACGACAACAUCUGGUACUACGAUGGCACACCCGCAGCAUGCACCUUCGUAGCCCUCGACUACGUCCUUCCCCGCUACUACCCAGACUGGAAGCAAACCGCAGACCUCUUCGUCGCGGGCCCCAACUACGGCACUAACCUCGGGCCCUUCGUCAUGGCCCUCAGCGGCACCGUCGGCUCAACCUUUGCCGCCAUCUCGCGCUCCAUCCCCGGCAUCGCCACAAGCGCAAGCAACAGAGCAGUCCCCUACUUCAAUGUAACAGGCCCUUCUCACCCAGCCGUUCUCGCCGCCAAGGCAUCCUUCGGCAUCGUCAACGAAUUCAUCAAGAACACGCCUGCAGGCCAAAAAGUGCUCCCACUAGGCUACGGCGUCAACGUCAACAUCCCCGAACUCACCAAUGCCACGAGCUCACCCCCCGUUUUCAAAACCAGACUUACAGGAAACGCGGAAACGGAUGUCGCUGUUUACAACGAAACCACCGGUCUCUUCACCUGGGACAACGUCAACCCGCUUGCCGCAGGCAUCAACGCCCAGUACAACGGCGACGCCAGCCUUCCCGACGAGACGUGGGUUGUUGCCGGUGGCGGCAUCAGCGUCAGCGCCUUUACUAUGGAUUGGUCGGCCCCGGUGUCUGGGUACACGGAUGCAGUUUACGCAAAGGCGAGCGCGCUGUUUAGCAGUGGAAGUGGCAAUGCAACGGCGUACAGUAAGAGGAUGGUUGAGGAGAGGAUAAGGAAACGGGGUGCUAUGUUGACUGGACGGGAUGGAGGUGCUUAG